Messenger RNA from Akanthomyces muscarius, 4389 nucleotides. RefSeq lists its product as uncharacterized. Gene Ontology annotation, cellular component: membrane. NCBI's taxonomy places the organism in Eukaryota, Fungi, Ascomycota, Sordariomycetes, Hypocreales, Cordycipitaceae. The record is from RefSeq and is a predicted model, not a curated record. Gene Ontology annotation, biological process: transmembrane transport. The coding region runs from base 1 to 4389 and encodes 1462 amino acids. The transcript is spliced from 2 exons. Gene Ontology annotation, molecular function: ATP hydrolysis activity; ATP binding; ABC-type transporter activity.
AUGAUGAGCUGUCUCAACGACGACAGAUUCGGCCCGCUCGUGGUCGGCUGCCGCGAUGAUUUUGACUUCACAAAAACGUUUGAACAGCUGGCUCUGUCAGUCGUGCCCAACAUUUUAUUCAUCAUCAUCGUCGCCACACGCAUGGUCAAGCUGGCCAAGACAUCGGCCAGCACCCAUGCACCCCGACUGCUUCUGGUCAAAACCCUCGCCGCCUGCACUUUCUUUGGACUCAAUUGCACGUACCUCGUCCUUCAAAUCACCAAAAACAACUAUGGUGGCCGGCAAAAUAUUCUCGCUGCCGCCCUGGCCACCGCGUCUUCUGCCGUCUUGGUCCUCUACUCGCGGCUGGCGCAUGCAAGGACGCAGAAGCCCUCGGACACAAUCACCAUAUUCCUGUUUGUAUCGUCCAUCUUCGAAGCGGUUCAGCUCCGCACGCACUGGCUGUCGUUGGCGCCAGGCCCUCUCACAGGGUCCUUCGCUGCCAUUACUGCCUGGACAUUCGUUCUGUUGGUGCUCGAAUUGACGAGCAAAUCGACCAAGACGGCAAGAUCAGCCUUCUCCCCGGAAGAUAAGACCUCGGGCUCAGCCUUGGGCAAUGCCUUCUUGUGGUGGCUCAACGACUUGAUACGGUAUGCCUACGGACACCAGAUCGGACCCGACGAUCUCUACCCCCUCGACAAAGACUUGGCGGCAGAAAAGCACCGAACCCGAUUCAUGUCCCGCUACCGUACAAUUCAGUCCAAAGAAGCGAAACAAAUAAAGCGAGCCUAUGGGUGGAAAGUGGCUCGUGCCCUGGUAUGGGCUCUUGGAACCAGCUGUGUUGCACCUGCGCUGCCGCGCAUAGCAAUGUCGGCAUUUGGGUUCGUGCAUCCGUUCUUUAUCAAGUCCAUUUUGGAUAACCUGAGCCAUACCAAAUCAUAUCUGCCUGCUGGCACUGCAGUUGCCUAUGUAGGCAUCAUUCUAUUCCUCAAUGUCGGAAAGGCCAUGGCAACAAGCAUCUACGGGUACUACCAGGAGCGCGCAGUUGCUCAAGUGCGCUCGUGCCUAGUGCCUGCGCUCUACCAGAAAACUGUGCGGCGCAAAGUGUACUCAGAAAGGAGCUCCUCUGUUCUCAGCAUGAUGAACUCGGAGAUGAACUUGAUCCAAUUUGGUGUCAAAAACGCUCACGAAUUUUGGAUCUGCGUCCUCGAGAUCAUCCUCGCCAGCUGGCUCCUGAAAAGGCGCAUUGGCUGGGCCUUUCUAGCACCGCUUGCUGUGGUUUUGAUGUCAGCAGGCACUUCCACGCUGGCUGGCCGGUUCACUGCUAAAAGACAAGGCGCGUGGAUGGAGGCUCUGGGCACCCGCGUGGGGUUGGUAUCCUCUGUCCUGGCAAAUCUACCCUCCAUCAAAAUGGCAGGCCUGGGCAAUCAGAUAGGCCGUGUUGUUCAACUGUCAAGAGAGCAUGAGAUUAAAUUGGGAAACCGAUUCCGAUUGCUUAGCACCUCUACUGCUACCAUUGCAUUUGUGCCCAUGGUCUUCUGUCCCAUCGUCACCUUCACUGUCGCUCGCAAGUCACUCACCAUGAGCGAAGUUAUGACCUCGCUUGCGUUCAUCAAUCUCCUCUCGAAUCCUAUGAUACACAUUUUGCAGUAUGUCCCUUAUGUUAUUGGCGCCAUUACCUCUGUUGGCCGCGUCGAAGCAUUCUUGGACUCGGAAAACGACGAUGGCCAGGUCCUGCCCGUCUAUCGCGAUAAUGUUGACGACUCAGGGGCCCAUGGAGCCAUUGAGCUUGUCGAUGCCAGCUUUGGGUGGCACGAGAACGAUUGGCCAGUGCAGGACAUUAACAUCUCUAUGCCCUCUGGUGCUUUUAAUUAUGUUGUGGGACCCGUCGCGGCUGGUAAAACGACCCUUUGUCUUGGACUUUUGGAUGAGGUCAAGUACAGGAAGGGACAAGCUACACUGCGUCGAAGACGGCAACUUUCUUACUGCAGUCAAGAUGUAUUCAUCAUCAAUGGCACCAUCCGAGAGAACAUUGUCGGCUUCGCUGUAUUCAAACCUGCUCUGUACGAGAAGGUGGUGAAAAGUUGUCAGUUGCAGGCGGACUUUGAAUAUCUCGCCAACGCCGACGAAACCAUUGUCGGCAGUCAGGGGGCCGCCUUGAGCGGGGGCCAAAAGAAGAGAAUAUCGCUGGCCCGCUCUCUAUACGCUGAACCACGUGUUGCCAUCUUUGACGAUGUUCUCAGUGGCGUUGACUCACACACGGCGAAGAAGAUUGCUCAUGAGGUCUUUGGGCCUGAAGGAGUCCUCAGAAAAUCCAACACUACAGUCAUAUUCGCCUCUCAGUCUACAGAGUUCAUUACUUUGUUCGACGAAGUUUUGGUUCUGAAGAACGGUAAAGUGACGUGGUCUGGCCCCUCGGCACAGCUGCCUGCUGAUGAGCGCAGCGAAAGCUCCUUGUCUACGAUGAAGUCAUCUUCGCAGCCUAACACUGUCGACGAUGAUAAAAUGCCACAAAAGUCUGCGGCAAAGGUAACCUCGGGAACUCUGCCCAUGGUCCCGCCAGGCCAUAGCGAUGACUACAGUUUCUAUUUUGCUGCGGUCGGCCCUUGGACUUUCGUCACCUUCUUCCUACUCGCCGUUUCAUCGACAUUUUUAUUCACGUUCUCAACCCUCUGGUUGGAGAUUUGGAUGGCGGCAGAAGGAGACACAUCUCGAGAGCGGUUCUACUUUCAAACCUUCUGGGCGUUGCAAGUCACUUGCAUACUAGUCAUGCUGGUAUAUUUUACCUUUACUAGUAAUGUCAUGGGUCCCAAAGCAAGCUCAAAGUUGCACUUUGCAGCCCUCAAGACGAUUUUGCUGGCACGGCUGGAUUAUUAUACCACGGUUGACUCGUCGGUCCCCACUGGAUACAUGUCGCAAGACAUGAGCACCAUCGACAGCCAACUCACCAACUCGGUGGGCAAUACUGUUGCCUCCGUUUUCAUCACUUUCUUCCAGUUCAUAUUGAUUGUCCUUGGAUCACCUGCUGUGCUCAUUGGCUACCCCGUCUUUUCCAUCAUCCUCUUGCGGCUCCAGAGAAUUUUUAUCAGGACAGCCGUGCAGCUUCGGGCCACGGCUAUGGAGGGACGCAACCCACUCAACAAACAUUUCAAGGAAACGCUUGACGGCUUGGUCACAAUCCGUGCCUUUGGUUGGUCCGAAAGCAGCAUCAGUCUAAACGACGAGCUUCUCGAUAAAUCGCAACAGUCUUCGUAUCUCUCUGCAAUGCUCCAGACAUGGCUCAAAACGAUGCUGAACCUGUGCAUUGCCGUUGUUGCCUCGGUAUUUGUUGCCAUUGCAAGCCAACUGCCUACCAGCACUGGGCUGGUGGGUGUUGCACUAGUCACGUUCAUGUCGGCAGGUGAGAUGCUCGGAAAUGUCAUCCAGUCAUACACGGCACUGCAGACGUCAGCGGUUGCGUUGAACAGGCUCAAAUUCCUACAAGAUGGCGUGCCCAGAGAGGAGGAGCCAGAGAAGAAUUUAUCCCCUCCUGAGUGCUGGCCGGCAGAAGGGGAAGUCCAUUUGGAAGCGGUAUCGGCUGCGUACAAAACUAGCACGCCAUACCCAGGAAAAGACCUAGCUCUCGUGGAAGCCAAAGACCCUGAUGAUGCUCUCAAGACCUUGUCGCUACAUGUUAAGAAAGGAGAGACGGCACUAAUUUGUGGUCGAACCGGAAGCGGAAAAUCAACACUGUUACUACUCUUACAGGGCUUCAUCAUCCCUCAUUCCGGAUCUGUGGCCAUUGACGGCACUGCACCAGCCCGUGUUGAUCGCAACACGUUGCGGCAUCGCAUCAUAGCCCUACCGCAGUUUCCAUUCUUCUUGACCAGCGAGUACACUGUGCGCGAAAACCUCGAGCACCACUUUAGCUCUGCCGAGCUCAGCCUUUCAGAUAUUCAAGCAAACAAACAACAAACACCACAAGAUGAGGACUGCAUUUACGCGCUGAAGACUGUUGGACUAUGGGAUGCAUUAUCUGCUCGUGGCGGGCUGGAUGUGCCGCUCAAGGAAGGGUCGCUCAGUCGUGGUCAGAAGCAGCUUUUCAGCCUGGCACGAGCCAUUCUGCGUCAGCGACUAAAGACGCGUGUAAGUCAGGGCAGCGGCAACGAAGGCGGCGGGGGACUGCUGUUGCUCGACGAGUUCAACACUGGGCUGGACUCGUCGACGGAGUCACUGAUGUGGGAUGUCAUCAAGGCCGAGUUUAAUUCUUGCACAAUCAUUUGUGUCGCGCACCGACUCGGCGCCGCGUCGGACUUUGACCACGUGGCGGUGCUCAGCCACGGGCGCAUUGCUGAGGAAGGCGUGCCGUCGGUGCUGUUGGAGGAUUCUACGAGCAAGUUCCGGGCGAUAUGGAGCAUGAGGGAAAUCUAG